Molecule: messenger RNA, 1870 nt
Organism: Musa acuminata AAA Group (dessert banana)
Lineage: Eukaryota; Viridiplantae; Streptophyta; Magnoliopsida; Zingiberales; Musaceae
Product: shaggy-related protein kinase gamma
Exons: 13
Coding region: 227-1444 (405 amino acids)
Biological process (GO): protein phosphorylation; signal transduction
Cellular component (GO): cytoplasm
Molecular function (GO): protein serine/threonine kinase activity; ATP binding
Source: RefSeq, a predicted model, not a curated record
AGAGGCUUUUUUUGCCUUGAUUGCCAUCUACCCAAGAACGAGACGCGAGAGGAGAUUAAAGCCCUUAAUUCUGAUCUCAAUCUGCCCUUGUGGCAGGAGGAGACGGAGGUCAGGAGGGGGCGAUCUUUCCUCGGCUGCUUUUUGUUUCUUGAUCAAUGCUAUCUUCAUUCUGAAAAAGAUUUUCAGGAGACGUAGUUGGAUGCUGCAUAAUCUCUACAACUAACAAAUGGCUUCAGUGAGCGUGGUGCCUUCUUCAGGGUUGAAAAACACCAGUGGCACUAGUGUUCGUGUUGACAAGUUGCCGGAGGAGAUGAGUGAUAUGAGAAUCAGGGAGGAUAAGGAAGUGGAAGCAACUGUGAUUAAUGGGAAUGGGACAGAAACAGGUCAUAUAAUUGUUACAACUAUCAAUGGGAAAAAGGGCCAGCCAAAGCAGACUGUAAGCUACAUGGCUGAGCGUGUUGUAGGUCAUGGAUCAUUUGGAAUUGUCUUCCAGGCCAAAUGUCUUGAGACAGGUGAAACAGUAGCUAUAAAAAAGGUUAUUCAGGAUAAGAGGUACAAGAAUCGUGAGUUACAAACCAUGCAUCUUCUUGACCAUCCAAAUGUUAUCUCUCUGAAGCAUUGCUUCUUUUCAACAACUGAGAAGGAUGAGCUGUAUCUCAAUUUGGUGCUUGAAUAUGUACCAGAGACAGUUCAUCGUGUUAUUAGACACUACAACAAGAUGAACCAACGUAUGCCACUAAUAUUUGUGAAGCUGUACAUGUACCAGAUUUGUCGAGCACUGGCAUACAUUCAUGGCAGCAUUGGGGUGUGCCACAGAGAUAUUAAGCCCCAAAAUCUUCUGGUCAAUCCACAUACUCAUCAGCUGAAAAUAUGUGACUUUGGGAGUGCAAAAGUCUUGGUUAAAGGUGAACCAAAUAUAUCAUACAUAUGCUCGAGGUAUUAUAGAGCUCCGGAGCUUAUUUUUGGGGCAACUGAAUAUACUACAGCAAUUGACAUCUGGUCUGCUGGUUGUGUUCUUGCUGAACUACUACUAGGACAGCCUCUCUUUCCUGGUGAAAGUGGAGUUGACCAACUAGUCCAAAUAAUUAAGGUUUUAGGUACCCCCACAAGAGAAGAAAUUAAAUGCAUGAACCCAAACUACACUGAGUUCAAGUUUUCCCAGAUCAAAGCUCACCCUUGGCACAAGAUAUUCCAUAAGCGAAUGCCUCCUGAAGCUGUUGAUCUUGUAUCUAGGCUUUUACAGUACUCACCAAACCUGCGAUGUACUGCUUUAGAAGCAUUAGUUCAUCCAUUCUUUGAUGAACUUCGAGAUCAUAAUACUCGCUUGCCAAAUGGUCGUUUUCUGCCCCCUCUCUUCAAUUUCAAGCCUCAUGAAUUGAAGGGAGUGCCAGUGGAGACAGUAGCAAGGCUGAUACCAGAGCAUGCCAGAAAGCAAUGUGCCUAACUAGGAUUGUAAGUUUGGUCAAAAGGAUGAGGGAAACCCACACACUUCAUUCCUAAUACAGAAAUGUGCCUCCAAUGAGAUUGAUGAAUAUUCAUUGAGGUCAGUGAGUUGGUAGAGCAUGCGAUCAAAGGAAAUCUCAAGCUGUUUCUCCUUGGACGAUGGUCAUCCCUCUGUUUGGACACUAAGAACUGGUUUGCCAGUCUCGAAAAACCUCAAAAGGUUCUUUCUACUAACCACUUUUUGACAGAUUGUAACAUUGUAUCAGUGCGUACAUAUUGCCAGUAUUUAGUUCGUGAAUUAUGAACCAAAAUGCUUUUACUGAUUCGGGUGUAUGAUGGCUUUGAAGGUCAUGGAAGUGGUUGUAUGACUCUGUUCAGCCAUGCAUCUUCUGAACCAUUACCAAAAGAGCAAAAUGAUUGUGGUGUA